UUAAAAUUGCAAACCCUCGAUUUCAUUUCUCCAAUUCGAUCGGUGUGUAAAAAAUUUUGAGGACGACGACGACGACGACGAAAGAGAAAAAGAGUGUUUCAGUCACCACCACUGCACAAGGAGCUCGGAAACACAAAACCAAUUCAUCCCCUUGUCGUCUCCAUAUCUACCUUUUUCCCCGUUCUGCUUCUUCGUCUCUACCAACCAAGGAAUGCUGUUUAAAUGGAAUCUACAAUGGAGAAUCUAACGGAAAUAGAGUCGACAAUGGAGAAUUUAACGGAGGUGGGGAGUGAGAGAGUUGAACUGGGCGCUGAUAAGGAAAUUGAAAGUGGAGAGCUAAGGCAGGAUGAUGUAAAGGAAAUGGAGAAUGAGAAUCCAGGAGAGGAAGCUCCAUGUCCCAUGGUUACUUCACUUGUGACUCCGAGGGAGACCAAUGAUGAUGAUCCGCCAAAGAUUGAUGAUGAGAACAAUUCCCAGUUAGAAACAAGCCCGCCUGAAGAAGGUUUAAUCAACCCUACCGUUGAAGACACUCCAGAAGAGAACAUAGUAUCUACCGAAGUAAGUUCAGAUAUCUUGAAAGAAGAUGACGGAGAUGCUGUCAAGGUUGACAAAGAUGAUGCACCAGUCCUUGAAGCUGAAAUACCUGACUCCACACUCUUGGAGGAGGACACAGGAUCACUGCUUCAGCAUGAUGAUAUUGUGAUGGAGCAGGAAAAAGCUGCAGAAGAAGAUGACAUGAUAGCCUCAGGGGACCAUGGAGAAUUUGCUGUCAAUCCUGAUAACAUACAUUCAGAAGAAGAAGGAUCACUGCAUCAUCAUGCUAAUACUGUAAUGGAGCAGGACAAAGCUGCAGAAGAACAUGAGAUCAUAUCCUCUGGAGACCAUAACGAAUUUCCAGCCAAUCCUGAUGCCAAAGUUGUUGAGGAGAACAAUGAAAGUAUGGAUGAGGGUGAGGCUAACAAUGUGAACUUGGCUGGCGAUGGAAGUGGACCAGUCGAUCAUGAUCACGGGACCACAAGGGAGCUUGACACAGAGCUAGAGGUGCCUGGUUCUGAGACCAUAUCUAAACUGGAGGAUACAAGGGAGUUUGACAAAGGGCUAGAGGUGCCUGGUUCUGAGACUGUAUCUAAACUGGAGGAUACGCCAUCUGAGCCUCUCUUAGAAGCCUCAAUGAACGUGGAAAAAGAACCGGACAUGCCUGCCACUGAAAAUUUGACAGACAAUGACAAAAACUCUGAUGUGUUGGCAGUUAGAGUCUCAGAAGACAGUGACAAAGGGUUAUCUGUCUUGCCCGCUACCCAAAAUCCCUCUGAUCAUGAUGAAGGAAUGACUAUAGUUGAUGCUGAAGCUACAGAAGACAUGGAACUUGAUCUUCCAGGUUCUAAAUUGGUUGCUGAUGCUACUGUUGACUCUGCUAAUAACAAGGAUGUCAAUGUUGAGGCUAAUACUGAAAAGCCAGAUAAUUCUAGAGAACGUGUGAUAAAUGAUACAGAUAAUGUAAGUGCACAAGUGAGACGUGGACCCGGUCCUCGUGUUGCAUCUUCCAAUAUAAAGUCUGAAGCGCGGGGUAGUGGAGAUUUAAAUAACGGAGUCCAUAAAAUAGUUCGGACAACACCUGGCUUUGAUGGGACCAUGCGCCCAAAGCACUCUUUCCUCUUGGAUGAUAGGUCUGACGGUAAUGAAUCUGGAACAGAAGAAGAUCAGUCUGAUUUUAUGAAGGAAUUGGAUAGUUUCUUUAAAGAGAGAAACAUGGAUUUCAAACCUCCAAAAUUUUAUGGGGAGGGACUGAAUUGCCUUAAGUUGUGGAGAGCUGUAACUAGAUUGGGCGGGUAUGACAAGGUUACUGGAAGCAAGCUAUGGCGGCAAGUGGGAGAGUCUUUCAGGCCCCCAAAGACAUGUACAACAGUAUCAUGGACUUUCCGAGGUUUCUACGAGAAGGCUCUUCUUGAAUAUGAGCGGCAUAAAGUUAGUGGAGGUGAACUUCAGAUACCCCUUCCGUUGGAACUAGAACCAAUGAAUAUUGAUAAUCAUGCGUCUGGAUCAGGUAGAGCAAGGAGAGAUUCAGCAGCACGUGCUAUGCAAGGUUGGCAUUCACAGCGUCUUAAUGGUAACGGUGAAGUUAGUGACCCUGCUGCAAUCAAGGAUAAGAACUUAGUUCUUCAUCAGAAGCGUGAGAAACAGAUUGGGACCUCCCCUGGUUUGCUCAAACGCAAGAGGCCUGCUGAAUAUGGUGUAAAAAAUGCCAACCAAGUUUCUAAACCUAUGUUGGAUGUUACAGUUGUUGAUGUUGGACCACCAGCUGACUGGGUCAAGAUUAACGUACUGAGGACGCAAGAUUGCUUUGAGGUCUAUGCAUUAGUCCCAGGUCUAGUUCGUGAAGAGGUCCGAGUCCAAUCAGAUCCGGCUGGGCGGUUGGUAAUAAGUGGAGAACCUGAGAACCCUAUGAAUCCCUGGGGAGCGACUCCUUUCAAAAAGGUUGUAAGUUUGCCGACGAGAAUCGAUCCUCAUCACACAUCGGCUGUGGUAACCUUAAACGGACAGUUAUUUGUCCGUGUGCCUCUCGAGCAAUUGGGUUAGAAACAUUUACAGUUUUAACAAAAAAGCCUUUGAAGAAGAUCUGAAAAGGGAGAUGAUUGUUAGAAGAUGUAGCUGUUGUUGAGAGUAUUUUGUCUGUAUAUUAUUAUGAGAGCAUAACACCACAACCUGAGAAGGGCCAACUUUAGGAAUCCUUUUUAAUUAGACGAUCUAGUUUAUGGUCUCUCUCCUCUCUUUGAUUGGAUUCUCUUCUUAGUAGUGUCACUAUUGAUUUGUUGUAGCUCAAAAAUCUUUUUUAAAAAACCCUUUUUCUACUAGGAAGACACCAAUUUAAAACUUUA
Messenger RNA from Camelina sativa (false flax), 2876 nucleotides. Its product is annotated as AT-rich interactive domain-containing protein 3. Gene Ontology annotation, cellular component: nucleus. The record is from RefSeq and is a predicted model, not a curated record. Gene Ontology annotation, biological process: regulation of transcription by RNA polymerase II. Lineage: Eukaryota; Viridiplantae; Streptophyta; Magnoliopsida; Brassicales; Brassicaceae. Gene Ontology annotation, molecular function: DNA binding.